GUUGUUGUCAUGGCGACCAGCAAGAACUUUUUUUUUUUCAAUUUAUCGCUGGAGUCCAUAUAUUCCUCAAUACGCCAAUCUCCAUAUCAUUUCCUCUCUAUUUCUCAUGACAGCUGUAUAACUCCGACGCAAUGACAUGUUUGUUUUCGUAAAUAGUAUCUUUUUUUGACUGGUGUUAAAGUUUAAUAGUACAUUGAUUGACAAUUAUGAAAACCUUUACUUUGCUACACAUUGGAGUUUUCGUUUUUAUGACAAGCAUCAGAUUUUCUAAUGGACUGUCCUGUAAAGAUGAAUUAAACCAAGAUGUUGACUGGUAUGUAAUGUACAAACUGCCAAAAAUUAAUGGUGAAAAGAAUAAUCGAAUGAUGAUUAAUGGAUCUGCGUAUGCCUUUAUUACAUCUGCAGCACCAGGUCCAUGGAAGUUAUCAGGCAAAUCUGUAUUUUCAGACUCAAAUAUGAUGGCAAACACAUUGAGAGAUUUUCAUAUGAACAAAGAGGAGCUUACAUACAUAAUGUACAACGAUGAUCCACCUAAAGGAUUUUCUGGUUCAGCUAAUGGUCAUCUGAAAGGUGUUGUGGCAUUUAACGAUGAAACUGGAUUUUGGCUGGUUCAUAGCAUUCCAAAAUUUGUAAGUCCCUCAAGCUAUGAGUAUCCUGAGAAUGCCCUAGACAAUGGGCAAUCAGUGCUCUGUGUUACUUUUAAGACUGAAUCACUAAAUGAAAUAUGCAAGCAAUUGCGGUUUGAUCAUCCAAAUAUAUAUGAAAAGGCACUCACAGAUGAAAUCAGGAAAACCCUUGAACCAGAUGCACUUACCAUUUUCAGCAAGAGGCCUAACUUUGUAAGAAAACCACCUUUAACAAGAGUCACAUCUAUGCGUAGUUUAGCAGGCAAAGAAUUUGUCAGUUUUGCCAAAGAUAAUCAGUUUUUGCAUGAUCUCUAUGACAGUGUGAUUGCCCCUGGAUUAAAAACUUCACUAAUGGUGGAAACCUGGCGUAGAGGGUCUGGUACGAUUUUACCUCCAUCUUGUGAAUCCAAAUUUGACGUCCUUGAUGUGGAGUCGAUAAAUAUGACAUUUCCUCAGAGAGGUGGCAUUGUCAGUGCUGCUUUCAAGUAUACUGAAGAUCAUAGCAAAUGGGCCAUAUCUCCCAAAUUUUGGAUCUGCAUUGGUGACAUGAAUCGAAUGGAAUCUCAAGAGCGGAGAGGUGGUGGUGCUCUUUGCUUUAUCUCAAAACAAAUAUGGCGUGCAUAUAAUUCAAUAAUCAGUGCUUCUGAUACUUGUGAAAUAUAAAAUAAAUAAUACAGUGUAAAGAUAUUUCUGUAUCUGAAGAUUAAUGAUCGAUUGUUUGAAAAUAUGUUCUUGACAUUGAAACUGGAAGCUUAGAAAUCAUGGAAUAUUAUAAUAAUUAAAAUAUUUAAUUUUUAUUCUGUGUACUCUUUAUUAUUAAACCUA
This is a messenger RNA of Uloborus diversus, 1451 nucleotides long. It is a transcript of the gene DNaseII, whose product is annotated as deoxyribonuclease-2-like. Gene Ontology annotation, biological process: apoptotic DNA fragmentation. The transcript has 8 exons. The record is from RefSeq and is a predicted model, not a curated record. Bases 207 to 1289 code for a protein of 360 amino acids. Gene Ontology annotation, molecular function: deoxyribonuclease II activity. Lineage: Eukaryota; Metazoa; Arthropoda; Arachnida; Araneae; Uloboridae.